AUGUCAACAUCUGACAUUCGUUACUUCACAACCUUGGUAAAGAAUACCACAGACUAUGGUGAGAUUGCAGGUGCUUUGGACUACUUAAUUGAGAAAGGUACACCGGUUGUGCAACAACAGCUACUACAACAACAGCCAACUAGUCCUUUGGACAGUGACAACAUCAUCUCUCCAAUAUCAGAUGAUGCCACACCAAUAUCAACAGCAACUGAUGACAACAACAAUAACAAUGACAAUGACAACAACAAUAUUAUCGAAUUUCAUCAACAAGAGUUAGAGAUACCUCUUGAACAGUUUAGCAACCUUGAGAAUCUAUCAGAGUUGGUUGAGACACUAUGGUGGAAGCUUGGAACAUCAAUAUUGAACAAAUCAAGAGAUUUCUUUCAGAUAUGUAUCGAUAUCACCUUGAGAAAGAUUUGUUCCAAUGACCUACCAGCAGAGUAUAUCAAGAUGUUGGCUUGUAUCCUCUCGCCAAAGCUAUUCCACAGGGGAGGUGAUAAUGGAGGCUACAAUCAAGACUUUGAGUUAAUCCUUCAGUUACCUGCACAACUUGCCAACUACUUUGCUCAACGUGGAGGUAUGUCAAUCUUAAUGAGCAACAUCCAACUCAAGAAGGGUUCCUUUGAUUCUCUCAAGAAGAUGCUCUAUAUAAUGAAGAAGGUUACCAAGAGAACAAAGUUAGAGUUCUCAGAGCCAGAUGUUGAGGCAUUUAUACAGGUCGUGUUCAAGAGGAUAUUGGAUACACCGGAUGAAGAGUUCAAGAACGAGAGUAGAAAGGAUUUGGACAUCUGUAUGAACAAGUACCUACGAGCCAUUGUGAGAAACGUAUCGGAUAACAUGUUUGCCGAUCUGAUCCACUCCAAGUUCAUGGAGGUGGCGCUCAAGUGCUUCAAGUCCGUGUCGCUCGAGAAGAGAAACUCGGGCCUCAACGAUAUUAUCAGCUUCAUCAAGCACGAAUCCCUAUAUAUGUACAGUAAGGCGUACACGCACAGCACCGACAAGGUGGUCAACUGGCUGCGCGACAACAGGAUCGUCGAGCAGCUCUACGGCGAGACUAUGCACAUUCAGCUGCUGCAAAAGUGCUCCGAUAUUCUCAAGUAUCUGGCCGAAAAGAAGGCCUUCCAGCAACAGUACCUCGAUCUCAUGUGGAGCGCCGCCGAGGGCAAGCACGAGACCAUCGAGAACACAAUCUACGAGACCAUCGGCAACAUCGCCCCGUUGUUGCCAAUCCAACACAUUGAGUACCUGUUUGAGAGCAAGAUUAAGGCCAUCCCAUUCGAGCACUACACACCACAGACUCUGCAACUGAUCUACUGUCUCAUCCAGAACCGACAGGCCCCUUACUCCAACAGCGGAUCGGCCGUCUACUCACAGGAGGAGUCAAGAGAGCACAUCGUUCACCAUGGACUCGAGAUCUUUUGGACAUUGCUGCAGGAUGAGAACGAAGCACUGAUCGCACCAGAGCUCUCAAACAAUGUGCUCACCUUGCUCCAGGACACGCUAUACUUCCAUCAGCCCCAGCGACACGACUACCUCAGGAAGAGUAUCGAGAACAUUGCCAAUCACAAGUCGGUGCUGUUCUCGCUGCGCAUCAUUCAAUUCAGCAUCACAAUAUUCACCGAUCGUCAGAAGAAGUCCACGUCCAUCGCUGAUUCCUCAGCCGUCAUUGACCACAUCAACAACUCGAUGCGACUGAUGGAGAAGCUCUACGAGCAUCUGUAUUUCUACAAGCAACAGUGCAAGUCGAUCAUUGACAACAGGAUGUCCACCAACUGUGACGAGCAGUCGUUGGGUGACACCCCAAUCUAUGGUCGCCACAGCCACUAUGAGCAGAUCAAUGAGUUCUUGGCCUUUAUCAGCUUUGUCUGGGAGAAGUCCACGCUCUCUGCCAGCAACGACAAUAUCGAUGUACUGUGGCAGGUGUUUGCCGUCGAUCCCAUCACCUCGAACGAUCGCAACAUCUUUUUCAAGUGGGCUCAGACCUGUUUCACCGAGGCCAACUUUGAAUACAUACUUCAAAAGUUUGAAGAGAUAUCAUUCGUCAAUCUUGAGCCACCAGGUGCCUCCCUCUACGUCCACUGUAUGAAGACACUUAAUCAAGGUAGACCUGCAUCAAACUAUGUUGGUAUUGAUAUACUUUGGAAGAUUGCACUUGAGGCAGAGAAUGAAGAGGUUGGAAAGGAAGCUAUCUCUUAUAUUAUUGAUCUUUACAAGAGUAUGCCAACAAGAGAAAGCGAAUUCCUACCAACAUGUAUAUCGAACUUAUCAAACAUUGCGACGACCUCUAUCGAUGGUACAUUGACAUUGAGCCACUCGGAUCACAUACUUGUCAAUCGUACAUUGGCCCUGCUCCAGACAUACUUGGAGGGCUUUGGCUCAAAGUACAGGGACUCGUUCAAGAAGAACUUCUAUCCAUCGAUCAAUGUCACCUUUGCCAGUCAGAGGCACAAGAUCCCCUUGCAGGUCAGGUGCAGCGAAACCGUUGGACAGAUCAAGCAGCGUCUUGCUAGUAUCAUCCACGCACAUCCAGGAUCAAUCUACAUCGUGCACAAGACCAAGAUGUUGCAAUUUGACUACGAGACCUUUAGCGACUACCAGGUGCACAACCACGACCAUCUGAUGUUCAACGAGUGGCCAGAGCCAAAGAUUCAGGAGCCCGCUCAGAUGGUCCAGAUUCACUUUGAUCAGAGCAAACUCAGUCUGUUGUUCUCCCUUUUGGCUAUCGAGGAGAUUGCACCCACCGUAUGGGACGUACUCAUGCUGCUGCCCGUCAGUCAUCAGAUAUUCCAGGCACUGGCCAACAUCCCAUCAAGCUUCACAGAGACAACACAACAGUUCAAUUGGGGCGAUUUGAUCAACCAAUCGUCAGUCUAUAAGCUAUUGUACACGCUGUUGAUCGUCGAGAACUUGGUGCAGCGUGAGGACAACAACUAUGAGUGGAGACACAGAUUCAUCACAACGGGUGGCCUCUCUCACCUGUUCAAGGUACUGAUGCGCGAUGACUUCCACCAGGUGUGGACCUGCAAGUCGUCCAACAAGCGUAAGAGAUGUCUGUCGUCUAUGAUCAACACCAUCGUCCUGCUCGUGAUUGACCAUUCGAACCUCACCAUCAACCUUUCCGGUGUCUCGGCGGCUGUCGUGCCAAACUUCACACCAACCGCCUUCCUGAACCGUCUGAUGGAUCUGGCCUGGAAGCAAGCACUCCCCACCGUUCAGAAGGAGGACCUUAUGUUGCCUCACGUCACUGAUGACGGUGACAUCAUUAGCAACUUUUUGACACUGAUUCUCGCCAUGGUUCAACACAACAACGAUCUGCUGGACCAGUUCUGUACAAAGAGAAAGGACAUUACCAAGUGGAUACAGUUGCUCUUGUUGGACAGCAGCGAUCCAUCCAUCCGCGAGUGCACCAGCAACAGAUUCUACACGCUCUGUCAGCACAACGCAGUGGCACAUGAGUUCUUCCAGUCACAAUGUCUGACUCUGCUGCCUUUCAUCGUUGGCUCUGACAAGUAUGCCUUCAGUAGCAACCAAUUCUUCCUCCUACUUCUCAACCUGUUGCAAGAUAGCUGUCGCAAUGGUGACACGCCCAAGUUUGCCAAGCUCCUCCAGGAACUGGCGGCCAUGCUCAAGUCUCACCCAAUAGUGGAGUCGCCCAACAUGUUCCAGUCAGACUACGUACUGAUUGGCAUUAUCAAUAUGCUGCGCACACUUGUCGGCUUCUCACACCAGUUCAAGGUCAAGGCAGGCAACGACCAUCUGAUCCAGGAAGUGUUCCACGAGUGUCUCUUCAACAUUGCCACGGCAGACAACCAUGGACCCCUGUGUCCACCAAAGGCCAAGUCAAAGGAUUCGCGAGAUGCUUGCUUUGCACUGUUGCUAGAGUUGGCCAACAACUGCGAGGAGAACUACAAGGAGCUGGUGCUGCAGCUCAUCGAACAGAACAAGCCUGACGAGAGGAGAUCAGUCUGGAACUACUUCCCCAUGGGCAAUGAGAAGUCAUCGUGUGGCUACGUUGGUCUGAAGAAUCUUGGCGCCACCUGCUACAUCAACUCAUUGAUGCAGCAACUGUUUAUGAUUCCAGGCUUCCGCUACAGUAUACUUCAGGCAGAGGACUCGGCCACCAACGCCAACCCAGACUCCCUGCUCUACCAGCUCAAGAUCAUCUUUGCCAACCUGCAGGAGAGUGAGAAGAAGUCACACGAUCCCAAGGACUUCUGUCUGGCCUACAAGUACGAGGGCCAGCCAAUCAACACCUACGUUCAAAUGGAUGUGGAUGAGUUCUUCAACAUGUUGUUUGAUCGCUUGGAGAACCAACUCAAGGGCACCAAGGAGGAGAAGCUGCUGAACCAGUUCUUUGGCGGUGCCUCUGUCAAUCAGUUUAUCUCCCAAGAGUGUGCUCACGUCUCUGAGAGGGAGGAGCCAUUCUACACGAUCAGCGUUGAGGUUAAGAACAAAAAGGACAUCACAGAGUCUCUACAACUGUUUGUCGAGUCUGAGACAUUGGAUGGCGACAACAAGUACUUCUGCAGCCAAUGCUCACAAAAGGUCAAGUGUCUCAUGCGAAGAUGUAUCAAGAGUCUUCCAAACACACUGAUCAUCCACAACAAGCGCUUUGAGUUUGAUCUUGACACGAUGAAGAGGACCAAGCUCAACGACGCCCUCAAGUUCCCAAUGACCCUGGACAUGACCCCCUACACCAAGGAGUAUCUCGAGGGCAAGGAGGCCGUCGAGAAGGCCAAAGCCAACAACCUGCCCAUCCCAAAGGAUCUGCCCGCAAUGCAACCAGCCUCCUACUACCAAUACGAUCUUAGUGGCAUCCUGGUGCACUCUGGAACGGCAGACUCUGGUCACUACUACUCGUUCAUCAAGGAGCGUGAGCCACUGAUCCCCGGCCGGCCACGCCACUGGAUUCAAUUCAACGAUCAGCUCACCGAGGUGUUCAAUCCAGAGGACAUCUCCAGGGCAUGCUUUGGUGGCUACGACUCGAUCUCUCUCGAUCAGGGCAAGACCAACAUUCGCACUUCGCAGCGCAACAACAAUGCCUACAUGUUGUUCUACGAACGUUCACACGUUGUCAACAACACUACGACCACUCCUGUCGGCCCCUCGAUGUUCAAGAGUCUAUCACAGGCACAGCAGUCCAAGUUGGUGCCUCGUGAAAUGUUCAGUACCGUGUGGAAGAACAACAUGAAGUUCCUCACAGACAAGAACAUCUUUGACCUUGGCUACUUUGAAUUCAUAUCGAACAUCAUUCAUUUGAAUCAAAUCACCAAGAACAAUGUAGACGGUCUACACAACAUUGCGAUCGACCACAACAACAACAACAACGAUGUUGUUCACAUGUCUGAUGAUCCAGACUUUGAUCAGAGAAUGAUGUCAAUCGAGCUUGGCACCAGGUUCGUCAUUGAGACUCUGUCCCACUCCAAGGAGCGCAAACAACUCGGCGACUUUGUCCUAUUCCUCAACGCAAUGUACGAGAGCCACCAAGGAGCAUGCAGAUGGUUCCUGGACACGGUCACCACUGACCCAACGUGGAUCAAGCAGAACAUGCUUGUCUGCAUCACCACCGAGCCCCGCGAGGCACUGUCCAAGAUCAUUCUGCAGGUGUUUGCCACACUGCUGCCUGAGGACCGUCAGUACUACUUUGACAUGGAGAGCGUGUCGCCCGACAGCAACGGUGACAAUGACUCGCCAAUGGACAUCAUUGACAUUGACAGUGACAGGUCUGCCAGUGGCAAGCAAAAGGCACUGAACCAAAACGUGAUGGACCAGGAGUUGUCCUCUUCAUCUCAUCUCAUUGGCCGUCCCAAGUCAUACAUUGCUCGCUUUAUGGACACGUACCUAGACUUUAUCAAGGAGGUCUCACUGUACUGGAAGCACUUCCAUCAGUACUUCACACUGAUACGUGACUUUGCCAACAUUGGCAUAGAGGAGAGGAGGUUCCUGCUCAAUCGUUGCGUCAUCUCGCGUCUGAUCCACUUCUACAUGGGCGACGACUCUCCAAUGGCCAAGACCAACCCACCACAAAAGAAGGUCAAGAUGGGCGACAAGUACAACUCUCCACAGCUCCAAACGAUGCUCGAGACAAUCGCCAUUCUCGUACAGGCUGCACACACUCGAUACUCAACACAGGACGACACUCGCCUGCCGACACACACCGAUGAGCCAAUCGCUAUCAACGAGGAUGACUUGUACAUGCUCACCAACCCACACUUCUACAUCAAGACCGUCAUUGACUCGAUCAACCUAAAGGCAUCCAAUGACAUCAUGCGCCAUAUGUGCUUUGGAGAUAUCAAGCUCAGCAAGAAUCUGAUAAGCCAGCUGCGCCAGACAGACAGCAGGAGCACUCCAGACGCACUGAUCACAUUGAUCACCCUCGAGGACCACUGGCAGAGGGACCGUGCCCACAGUGCCAUCAAGGCGUUCAUUGAGUUUAUGGAGGAGGUCAAGCAAAGCGCAUUUGCGCCGCACAUCAAGUAUCUCUUGCAACAGGCUGCCGAGACCCCGAUCAUUGGCCAAUGGUUCAUGCUCAACAAGGACGAAUGGCUCAUCCGGUGGCUGGUGGAGCACGAUUCGAUCGAUGUGCGCUACGAAGCCUACAAACUGCUCAUCGCACUCUACAGUCUGGACGAUGCACAAUCCAACGCAGACCGUGUCAACGAACUCUUCCAAUACCUAAUGGAGCAGUCCAAGGAUGUCAAGGUGAUGGCUCGUGAGGAGAAGGACGUUCAGAGCGGCAGGUUUGAGUACUACUUCAAACUGCUUACACUGUGCACCAUCUCGGACGAGGAGAAGAGGCUGCUCGGAGAGUACAAGCAACCAAUGUUCAAGAUGUUGGAGCAAUUCAUUUCCUGUCAGGUGGCCACCGAUAGGAACCGUCAGGAGUGUGUGCGAUUCAUUGCCAACAUGCUCAAUGAGUACCCUGACAAUGUGCGUCUCAUGCUGGAUGACCCCGUCAAGGGCAAGCUCAUGGACUACUUUAUCAGCAUUUCGCCAAACGAAGAACUCAAACUGUACAACAAAAAGUCACUGCCAGGCUUCUACCAGAUCAUUCUCUACCUGGCACAGGAGAAGAUGGAGUUCCUAAACAUGGUUGGCACACAUAACAACUUCUACUGGGCGAUCAACUUCCUCUAUCUAGAGUGUGGUGAGUACGCCGAAGUGGGCAAAGUGCUGAUCCAAAUAUUGGAGUUGGUAGCACAGAGGAUACCAGCCGCCACCUACAAGAUCCUCACCAACUGCAUGGGAUUCAUCAACUUCCAUCACUAUCCACCUCAUAUGUUGCCAUUGCUUAGCAUCCUGACAACCAAGCGCAAGGAUGCCCAGGCCUAUCUCAACACAUACGGUGGGCACCAGUCCAACGAAAGAUGGGUACCCAUUGAAGUACUGUGCAAGAUACUCAAGAACAAGGCACACACCACCGACCUCAACAUCGCACCAAAGCUCCUCGAGGUGCUGUCCAAGGUACUGAAUCUUCUUCGCAAAGACAAUACCUCUCCAGCGGCAUCGAAUGUUGUGGGCGAGUCCAUGCCACAGUCUCCACCCCAGUUGUGGGAUGCCUCAAGCCAAUCCUUCAGGACAGUUGUCAACUCACUGAUCUCUGCCGCCGAGCAAAACAUACAUCUUCUGCCUCACAUCAACAAGUUAAUCAAUCAGAUUGCCAUUGAAUGUCCAGAGGGCUUCAUCGUGGUGGUCACUGAGAUAUUCAACAAGAAGAGUGCAGACCUCGACAACUUGGCCGCCAACCAAACACAGAGGAGCGAGCGAUUCUACAUAAUGUUGUUGGAUGUUCUCAACCUUUGUGGUGGUCACAGCAAUGCCAACUCGCCCGUCCAGCAAAAGUCCAUCAUACUCAUUUUCAAGAUCAUUAAGGAGAUGAUUGCAGUUGGUCUGGAGAAUGGCUACAAGGUAUUGGCUACAGCCGUUGGAAAGUAUUCCGCUCAGAUCAAGGACGAGGAGAAGAUCGCCAUCAUCACCUUUGCCAUCAAACACACCAGUACGCUAAGCAACCAAGAGUUCUUUGAUAUCAACAAACGAUUCGUGAUCGACACGGACGGACUGGUGUCCAAGGACUCCAACCCGACAUACUCUCUCUGGUGCCAACUUCUGUAUGACCAAGUGCAGACGUCGAUCGCCUCAAUCAAUUCACUAUCCAACGACAAUGCCGCCUCCGAAGUCGACCAGCACUUGGCAGACCUCACAAACACACUCAAGUCAUUGGAGUUGUUGGGCAAUGGACGAUCAGCCACUUCGACAAACUCUAAACACCUAACCGCUGUUUGUGAGAUGCUCGAAGCAUUCAACAAGGAACUUGCUCACACUCCAGCUUUUGAGCAGUCAGACAGGGCCAAACAGUUCAAAUCGUGUCUCGAAUCACUGCAGACUCUCUUUGCCUCUGCUGCUUCCUCCACUUCUUCAUCAAAGUCGAAAUAA
Acytostelium subglobosum LB1 is the source of this 8433-nucleotide messenger RNA. RefSeq lists its product as hypothetical. The transcript is spliced from 7 exons. Lineage: Eukaryota; Evosea; Eumycetozoa; Acytosteliales; Acytosteliaceae. Bases 1 to 8433 code for a protein of 2810 amino acids. Gene Ontology annotation, biological process: protein deubiquitination. Gene Ontology annotation, cellular component: cytosol; nucleus. Gene Ontology annotation, molecular function: cysteine-type deubiquitinase activity; protein binding; cysteine-type endopeptidase activity. The record is from RefSeq and is a predicted model, not a curated record.